GCCUGCGAGCGGGGAGGGCCGGGACGGGCCGGGUAUCACCCCCCCACCCACCUUGGCUGUGCCCGGGAGAGGGAUCUCCGUGCUGGAAGGGAGGACCGGAGGCACCGGCGGGCCUGGGAGGCCGUGGAGCGGUGACCCAGCCAUCGCCCCUCGGUGCUGCUGUUGCUCCGAGCUAGAAAGAGCGCAAAGAAACAGAAUCUGACCCUGGAGAGAAAAAAGCGGAUCCUGAGCAAUUCCUAAAGCUUGACGUAACUGCUGUCAGCAAGAACGUUAGUCCCCAUGAGGCGACCGGAGCGGCUAUGAGGAAAAGAUCCCACGAAAGUCCCAGCCUCAGGAAAAGCCCCCUCGGACCCAGUCCCAAGAGGUUGUCUCCCUGGAGAAGCAGUCCCAGGAAAGACCACGCAUCGAGUUCUUUUAACUUGUCCCCGAGACAGCUCAUCGCCACUCCUCAAGCCAAGCGUCGCUCGUGGUGUCGUUCGAGCCUGAAGGGGACAAAACGCCGAAAAUCUCUGCCUCCCGUUCACCAAGACGUCACUGAAUUGAGCAAAUCAAUUAGCCUGGAUCUACCAGAGAUAGACCGGCUUUCUCUGCUGCUGUUGUCCAGUUUCCAGUUUUCGGCACGGAAGCUCGAACACGUCUUGAAGGAGACAGACGGCUUUAGCCCUGAGGCUUUCAGAGCUAACGUGCAGUCGGUUUCAGAAGACCUGAAGCGAUACGUGCAGAAGCUGAAGCGAGAUGGAACGCUGAAGAGCUGCGUGGAAGACCCUAAAGGGACCUCGCUGGACUCGGCUUUGGAUGAGUCGGUGGCCCAAGUGAAGGAGUACAUCGCCAGGUUCGCUGCCGAAGGUCAGGCCUGGGAUCAGCUCGUACUGCGCUACCAGGAGCGCGCUGAGGAAACGUCCAGGCGGCUGGAGGAAUGCAGGAGGAGCCGGGGCCGGGCAGAGCCUCUGAGCUCCCUCCAGACAUCCCAGGCCGGGGUCCUCGGCACCAAACCCGACUACCAGAAGAUCCUGGAGGAGCAGGGGGAGGUCCUGCGCUGCAUGGAGCUUGUGGGGGGGGUUUCUUUGGGUUCGCAGCUGGACGAACUACAGCAGGCAGCGAAGGUGCUGCAGGCCUUCGGUGAGGACAGCCGGCAGUACCUCCGGCGCCUGUCGGAGCAGCUCGCCGCGAGGACCUUCCGCCACCUGGAGAACUCCCCCGUGCGCAAGCUGAUCGCCGCCCCGCCGAGGAAGACGCCAGCACCGGACGGCUGAGCGGGGCGGGGGGCGCGGCCGGUGCUGUCGGUCAAUAAAGGCGGGGGGGGAGGGAGCCCGGUACCGAA
Messenger RNA from Grus americana (Whooping crane), 1321 nucleotides. It is a transcript of the gene DSN1, whose product is annotated as DSN1 component of MIS12 kinetochore complex. The record is from RefSeq and is a predicted model, not a curated record. NCBI's taxonomy places the organism in Eukaryota, Metazoa, Chordata, Aves, Gruiformes, Gruidae. Gene Ontology annotation, cellular component: MIS12/MIND type complex. The transcript has 10 exons. Gene Ontology annotation, biological process: cell division; mitotic sister chromatid segregation. Bases 300 to 1253 code for a protein of 317 amino acids.